Molecule: messenger RNA, 736 nt
Organism: Loxodonta africana (African savanna elephant)
Lineage: Eukaryota; Metazoa; Chordata; Mammalia; Proboscidea; Elephantidae
Product: olfactory receptor 4A47-like
Exons: 2
Coding region: 1-723 (240 amino acids)
Biological process (GO): G protein-coupled receptor signaling pathway
Cellular component (GO): plasma membrane
Molecular function (GO): olfactory receptor activity; G protein-coupled receptor activity
Source: RefSeq, a predicted model, not a curated record
AUGGCGUCCCGAGGAAACUGUAUCCCCCAACGAAUAAAAGUCUUGAGUUUGUCACAGAAAGAGUUUCAGACAGGCAAAUUGAUAGGAGAGAGUAGCACCCAGGAAUAUAGACACUUAUUUGGUGGUUCUGAGAUUUUACUUCUUGUGAUCAUGGCCUAUGAUCGCUACAUGGCUAUCUGUAGACCCCUGCAUUAUAUGAUGAUCAUGAACCAACAGGUGCGUGUUCUGCUGCUGCUGGUGACCUGGGUUGGAGGUUUUGUGCAUGGUAUAGCUCACCUUCUCUUUGUUUACAAUCUUCCCUUCUGUGGUCCCAAUGUUAUUGACCACUUUUGCUGUGACAUGUAUCCAUUAUUAAAGCUUGCUUGCACUGACAGCGAUGUCAUUGGUCUCACUGUGAUUGCCAAUGAUGGGGUAAUAUGUGUGGUCACAUUUAUGCUGCUACUCAUCUCCUAUGGAGUCAUUAUGCACUCCCUGAAGAAUCUUAGUCAGGAAGGGAGGCGCAAAGCUUUAUCCACCUGUGGCUCCCACAUCACCGUGGUGGUCCUCUUCUUUGUCCCUUGUAUUUUUCUGUAUGUGAAACCUCCUUCCACCUUACCUAUUGAUAAAUUCUUGACGGUGUUUUGCACUCUUUCCACACCUAUCUAUAAUCCCUUAAUCUAUACUCUGAGAAAUUCAGAGAAGAAAAAUGCCAAGAAGAACCUUUGGACCAGAAAAAGAAAAUGAAGCAACACGCAAA